CCAUCCAUCCAUCCAUCCAUGGCAAGCGUCGGCAGCGCGUCAGGUCGCUUGCCCUUAGCUUGGGUGCCGUUGCCCCACUGAACGUUCACCUGCCGCUCGAGGACAGCCUGUUUGUGAUCGCGCGUCCGAUCUGCCACACGCAAGGUCGGGCCGCAUGCGCGGGGCCUGAAGCCCGCCGGAGACCAUGGCCUACCAAGAACCGACGGCGCGGAACCUCAAUGGCGGUGCGUCCAACGGUGUGUCGAGUAGCCUGCUCCCGCAGUCGUCGUCCUACCUGUCGGGCGGCUACGGCGGCGGGGGAACGCUGUCAGUGAACCGCACUCCCGUCGAUGGUCAGCCGCCGCCGCUCAGCAACGGGCCGUCGUCCGCGGCGCCUGUGGCAGGAGAUUCGCGCUUCCCAGCCACACAUCCGCUGAGCGGCUCCAAGCACCUCUGCUCCAUCUGCGGCGAUCGAGCAUCUGGCAAGCACUACGGCGUCUACAGCUGCGAAGGCUGCAAGGGCUUCUUCAAGCGCACCGUGCGCAAGGACCUUACGUACGCUUGUCGAGAGGAACGGCGCUGCGUGGUCGACAAGCGGCAGCGGAACCGCUGCCAGUACUGCCGCUACCAGAAAUGCCUCGCGUGCGGCAUGAAGCGCGAGGCCGUCCAGGAGGAGCGCCAGCGGGCCAAGGACCGCAACGACAACGAGGUAGAGAGCACAAGCGGCGGCGUUUGCGUCGGCGUCAGUGGACCCGGCUCUCCGGAUAUGCCGCUGGACCGUAUCCUCGAAGCUGAGAUGCGCGUCGACCAGCCGGCGCCGUCCGUGCUGGCCGCGGACGCGGCCGCGUCGGGCCGCGAUCCCGUCAACAGCAUGUGUCAGGCCGCCGACCGGCAGCUUCACGAGCUCGUGCAGUGGGCCCGGCGGAUUCCGCACUUCGAAGAACUACCCAUCGAGGAUCGCACGGCUCUGCUAAAAGCCGGCUGGAACGAGCUGCUUAUCGCCGCCUUCUCUCACCGCUCUGUGGGCUCGCGAGACGGCAUCGUUCUUGCCACGGGCCUGGUGGUGCAGCGGCACAGUGCGCACAGCGCAGGCGUCGGCGACAUCUUCGACCGCGUGCUGGCCGAGCUGGUGGCCAAGAUGCGCGAUAUGGAUAUGGACAAGACUGAACUCGGCUGCCUGCGCGCCGUUGUGCUCUUCAAUCCAGACGCCAAGGGACUCCGCAACAUCGCCAGAGUCGAGGCGCUCCGCGAGAAGGUGUACGCUGCCCUCGAGGAACACUGCCGGCGCCACCAUCCGGACCAGCCGGGCCGCUUUGGUAAGCUGCUGCUGCGGCUGCCCGCGCUGCGCAGCAUCGGCCUCAAGUGCCUCGAGCACCUCUUUUUCUUCAAGCUCAUCGGAGACACUCCCAUCGACAGCUUUCUGCUCAAGAUGCUCGAGGCACCGGCCGAUCCCUAGCCGUCGAUCUUGAAAGGGUUGUUGCCGUCACAAGGUUCGCGACUGCAACAUCGCCAUCAAUAGAAUACAUAGGGUCUGUUCGAUUCGCCUGCACCACUGUGAACCAGUUCACGGAGGUUCACUAGAAGUUCAGAAACUGUGCAGCUCCAUGCCGGAGGUGCAGGCCCAGCGAAACACUCGAAACGAAUGCAAAGGUAGAGACGCGGUGUAGGCGUUAUGCUGUUAGACUAAUGUGCACGGAGUGCGUAAGUUUGAGAGGUCCUGAACUGCAGGUGUGAUCGGUUUCUGGGGCGAAAAUACCCACCACAGUUGCGUAGACACAUCAGAUGUGCGUAAGCAGGGUUUUAAUGGUGCUCGCGCCCGUGUGCUGCGUCGUCUGCUGCGCCGCUGCUUCGCACCUGUACGCCUGCACCAAGUCGGCACCGACAGUGGAGCGGGUGCAGCAAAAUCAUGAACCAGCCUUGUACCUUUCCUGAACCUUUUGAAACGAACGACUUGGUUCUGCGGGCGCCAUUGCUGCACCACUGAAACGAAUGGCAGGGUGCAGCACCUCGCGAACUGGUUCAAGUGGUGCAGGCGAAUCGAGCGUACCCAUAAUGUCUGCAGUGCCACGGCUGUUGCAGUUGUCAUGUUUGCAGACUCGAGUCACUGGGGAAUGUUUUGUGUGAUGCUUUCGACCUCAGUGCGCCAGGAUACGUUUGUUGCUCUGCACACAGCAGUGUGCUGGUAAAUAGCUGCUGUGUGAUUUUGAAUGCCGUUUUGGGAGGCGAAUGGACAACAAUCAUUGUGUAUCCAUGCUUUAGCUCGUACUGUAGUUUGUUCAAGGUUUCUUCUAAAUACGUGAGGCACAGCUGAGUGCAAGCUUGCAUGGCGAAGCGCCUCUUUUGCUGUUUGCUGAGCUAAGUGUUGUGGCAGUUACUGUACUAUAAGCUUAUGACAGCAGCACCUUGGAAACGUUUCCCGGUACCUCUGCCACAUGCCUUUCACCACCCUCACUGAGGAGGAAGGAUUUUUUGCCAUCUUGCCAAGAACUGUGUUCCGGAUCCUUUGCCAUUAUUGUCUGUUCCAUGUUGGUGGUCACUGUUUGAACAUAUUUAACGUGCUGGUUCGUUACGGAGCACUUGUAUGUUUCAUGAUAAUGUGUGAGUGUAGUAUAUUGAAUGCUGCUAAGAUUUGAGGUGCCUUUUCCAUAGCCCUACAAUUUGCCAUGUUGAAAAAAAUUUAUUGUUGCGCAUCCUGUUCUAAUUAGCUUGAUUACCAUAAUUGUGCUUGCAGAAUAGCCAGGUGUCCUAUGGUCUUUCAGCAUUGCAGUCUACUUGAACCAAUGUGCCAUAUAGUCAUUCUGAUAUUUUGAAAACCUAUGGGUUUGCUUCUUGCUGAAACAAAAACACUUAAAUUUAUUCCUUAUUAUAGCCAAACACAAGGGUGGCUAGAAUCACGUUAACACACAUUUUAUUUUUGGUGCUGAAACUUCACUUGUGUGUUUGUGCUAGUGCAUGCACGAAAAUGGCAGGCUACUGCUGCUGCAGAAUCCAAUAGUGGCAUCAUCCACAGCCAAGUGCUGCUACAAGCACACAACAUUUUAUGGUGAUCUAACUAGCUUAAUCACUUUCGAAUGUUGAGUGGCCUAAGGACAGAUAGCUUUAUUUCAUUUAAGCCGCUGAUUUCCAAAGUUGUAAUUGGCUCUUAGCAUUUAAGCUUUGACGCUUGUCGAGAACUUUUAUCAUUGGUAUGCAACACAUCAAGGGUUACCUACACUGCAUGAUAGCUUUCGUAAUAGACCUGUGGACUUUUAGCUGGCCCGUUGCUUUAAAAAAAAGUUGCUUUAGCUUUAGGAAAGCAUAUUAGUGGUGAAGGAAAAUAUUGUUUUGCCCGUUUUGGGUUUUUUGACUCUGCAUUUCAUUAUGUCAAAUGCAAAGUGUGUGUUUCACCAAUGAAGUGUUCUGUAGAUAUAAGUUUAAGAUCCUGUGAUUUAGAUGGUACUCAUUGGCAUUCAUGCAGUAGUUGCAUUAAUGGUACACUUUCAAACUGCAGAUGAGUCAAGUAUACAUGAAUUUUUUGUCAGUGUCAAUGUUUUUUUAGUGUGAGGUACGAAAAAUAUUUGUAAUAAGAAGUAUAAAAUUCCUUGCAGUGAACAGUGUAAACAUGUUCAUGCUUUGUUUGUGUACAAAACACUGUUUUAUAAUGUUUGCAGAAGUCUUAGCAAUUGUACUUGGGCUGUCUCUAGCGGUCUGAUAGUUAUGAAUGCAUACUUUUGCUGUGCUGACAUGUCACCCUGUUAGGUACAGGUUUUUGCCGUUGUUUUUAUAAUCGUUGAAGAUGGACUUGCAUGAGAGCUGUGCAUUUAUAUAUGGUACAGCUCUUGUAAUAGGUGGUUGAAGCAAAAAAAAAAAAAUUGACUACAAUAAUUUUGUAUGCAUCGGCGUCGCCACAUCUUGUCUGUUCAACACUAAAGCUGAGUUUGACAAUUCAGUUCUGUAAAAAAAAAUUAUCCGACGAUUACGAUACUCCCUAAUGCGAAAUUUGAGCGCAGCUCUAUACGUGUUUCCAUUUCGCGAUAUUUUGAAGCAAAGAAUUUGAGAGAGACAUGUAGCAGAGCCGGUAAUGGUCGAAAAUCUGAUCUGCGGAUCAAGCGAGCCGGCGUUUAUACAUGACUCGUCAAAGGUUCCAGUGUGAUCGCUGGUGCCGCAUGGCUUCCAGAAAGUACUAUACAAUUCGCAUAGCGCAUACAAUCAGAUUAAGAAACAAUCUCACGCAAUAACAACCAAAACAAGCGCGAACGAGACCGACCCAACAGAACCAAACAGGCGCGGGCGAGAGCUUUGGCGCGAGCAGACGAUAGUACGAAACGAGCGGAUCGGCUGAGACCAGACACGAGUGCGCAUCGAGCCGUAAGGAGGGUCCGCAUCACACCAGCAUCGCGCGCGCACGUCACUGAAGGGGCCGCUCUCAUUGGUCUCCGCCAUUCGCGGCUCGCGUCCUUCGUCUCCCACUCCAGCGAAGGGGGGCGGAGCUGGUUACGAGGCCGACAACGACGAUGCGAAACCCAGGAACGGACGCCAAAGAGCUGCGCUCUAAAAUUGGCAACGUGGACGAAGUUUCGUGAAAUGGAAGAAGUGUCAUCCGUGUGAGGGUAGCAUGAAGCUGAAUAGGAAACCGACAUGGUUUUCUCAAGAAAGUUUUGCAGUUGAAUAAUUCAUCCUGGAAUUGUGAUGGAGCCCAGGACCAGUGCUCCUCUGGGGUGAUAAGGAGGCUAGUAGAUUGCAGAGUGAGGCUGAAUUAAUUGACAGCUCGAAGCACAGGGCCAGUAAUGACAAAUCAGUUCUGUGGUUUGCUUUGCGACUUUGUUCUGCUGCUGGGUGGAUGGCAAUUUUUCCCUUUCGUGAGGCUGUAAUUAUGAAAUGUCACCAAUUUGAGAACACCAGUAGUGUAUCUUAAGGAGGUAUGUUUUUGCCUGUGUUUUAUUUUAAGAGGACAUGUAAAAAUAGAUAGAGAUUUUAUUUAAAGAUUAUGGGAGCAAUGUGCAGUUUGGCAACACAGUUUGUCUUCUGUAAGCAAAUUUUCUGCUUCCUCCUAAAUGAUUACCAAGCAUGUGUGCUUAUGGCAUCUUUGUUUGAAUUCUUGGUUUUGCUCUUUUGGGAUGAAUCAGUGUGUAGCCUAAAAGAAGGGUCAUCUUACUCCUUCUUUACUGCAACCUGCUGUUUCUGAGCCCUUUUGUCGUGGAGAUGCACUUCAUUGACAACACUUCACGUUCAAGCAGCAGUGCAUCAUUCAUUGUUGUAGUGAUCAUAGAGCAUCACAAUAUUUCCUUUACUUGCUGUACAUUAAAAAGAAAUGUUUAGUGUUAUCGUGAUGGUGAGCCAUCACACUAUUUAGUGCGCUUUACGUUCUCCCUUGUAUGGCAAUAUUGUGCAGGUGAGAAAAAUUUUAAAUGUUUUUAUGUUGUCCCAAAGCACCACAAUUUCAGCACACUCAAGUCCCAGUCACGUGAAUCUAAUGGAAAUAAAGGAGACUGAUAUGCUAAUAAAAUGUGUGUGAGGAUGGAGAACAUCUCAUCCACCAUAUUUUCUUUUCUCUCCUCUGUAUACCCAAUUUACUGCCAGUGUUCACAGGCACAAAACGAUGCCUGCCAGGCAUUGACUGUAGUGGCCAUCAGCUAACAGUUUGUUGAUAUGCAGGUAUAACUGCAUUUCAUACGAGGCCCACACCGAUUAGCAUUGGAGUAAUGAUGGGUAGGGCCCUUUUCCAUUGAAGGUGUCUCGCAACACGACUGUGUUGCUGUGACAAGAAGUUGUGUACUUUUGGUGGAGUUUCUUUAGGCAUUUGGUAAUUUACUAUGGCUGUGCCUCUUACUUUCUUUGGUAAGCUCAAAAAGGCUUUUCGGUUGGAGGGGAGACACUGCUGGCAUGAAUGUAGGUGUUUAUUAAGUAUGUAUAGACCAUGUUUAGUAUACAGGCUGUGCUAGGUCAAACUAAUGCUUUGUCUCCGCCCUUGCCUUUAAAUGUGGCUGAACUAAUGUAGCAGGCCCAGCCUCCUCUUUCCUCGUAUUGCCUCUCUUUUAGUGGAGUACUGACAGAAAUUUUUUGUCUCGUUUUCAUUGCGUUGUUGCAUAGCUGCCAAUGCAGCAAUUAGGCUAUGGAGCCUGAAUUUCCCGAGAGCUCAACAAAUAAUUACGCUGUCUUUUACUGUCUAGCAGCUGCCAAACAUGCAGCAUAUGAUACGCGAGCUUUCGAUAAAGACAAAGUGCCUCCUCUUCUCGUGACCAUUUGCCAUGGGUUGCAUGCCCCGGUUCAAGGCAGGAACCAGGGCCGAGGGCGUGCUACCGCCGUGGCUGAGCUCUCUAGAGAUGCAGUGCAGAUUUCCGAGGCCAGACAUUGACCAUUUCUCGGCCGACGUGCACAUUAUUUGUGACCCAUCUCACUCAUUUGCCGGCUAACGCCACAGAUGCGACCAGUUCAAUGCAUGUGCCAAGUGCAGUGCUCGGACGUGAAAAAAAUAGACUUGUAACAUUGUCAAAACCUGUUGUGGUGGUCUUAUUGUACCAGAUACAAGUGACAUGUACACACACACAAACCAAGUCCAUGCUGCCAGUAACCGAGUUCACUCGGCACUCGAUGGGACAACUGGGGAGGGAGGGCAUUUCCCCAUGUGUUUCCAAGAGAAGUGAACAGUUAGGCAGGCCAGUUUGACAGCUUUCGGCAACACGAUCAUUGUAUCGCUUUCAACCACUGCACCAGGUUGACUGGCAGGCUCUUAAAUUUGUGAUACCAGGUAACCACCACUUGUGCUUUUUUGGGAUGUGAUGAGUCUCCUAUUCCAUCCAAAGCUGCACUGUGCUUGGUGCACAUCUUGAAUGGGUUGUAUAAACGGUCCUGUCAUUAAUUAUAUGUGGCACUCUUGAGGAAUUGAUGUUUUGCACCCUAAUUAUGGAGUUGACAGCUAGCUAAAAAAGCAAGAAAAUGCGGGAUGAAGUUUGUGUAUUGGUACUCCUUUAAGAGUUAGAUGCAACUGUAACACCCCUCCCGCCCUGCCCAACAGAUAUAAAUUUGGCUAAGACUGUGCUUUUAGUCGAGUACGUGUGCUACUUAGAUAAAGGUGGCCUGUCUUUCAUGAGUUUGGAAUGCAAGGGUGCUCUGAUGGAGGAAUUUCGGUCUGCUUUGGAAAUCUAGUGCGUGGUGAAAGGUCAUGCAUGUUCUCUCUUCUCUGGCGUCCUCCAUGAUGAUUGUACUAUAGUCUACAGUGUUUAUCAGUCGACAUUGUUGGUGUCUGUGCAUAGGAUAUGCUGUUUGUAACUUGGGGCUUCAGAGUACAUUGACUGUCUAGGCCUGUAGUUUGUAGCAUUUUUUCCUUGUUUAAUUCUUUUCUGACUGUCACCGGCUCGUACUUGACCAUGUGGAUGCUAUCACUGAAGUCAGCUUCUCAACACAACACAUUGAAAAAACCUGGCCAUGGCGGCCGCAUUUUGGUGGGGGCAAAAUGUAAAGACGCCGGUGUCCUGCACGUUGGGGGUCCAUUAAAGAUCCCCUGCUGGUCAAAAUUAACCAGGAGUCCCUCACUACGGCUUGCCUCGUAAUCAAAUUAUGGUUCUGGCAUGUAAAACCCCAGAAUUUAUUCAUUCGCAUUGAAAAGAAUAGGAUCGAUGGAAAACAACUUUACAAGUUAGGCUCAUGAAUUGCUCUUCAUUCUAUAAAGUGUACGCACACAUGUCCAUAAAGGUCUUUGGAAUGCCGAGACUAUGAAAAAGCUCGAACACUUUGUCACCUAAGUGUUAAGGAGGCUUAGGUGUAGCCUGUGUUCAGGAAGCUAGGUGCACUACAUAGGCCCUGCACGCAAAUGCAGAAUGUGCUUGUCACUUCUAGACUUGUGCUCGGGCACAAAGCAUUUGAGCACCCUUUGCAGUUACCAUAAUCCAAACAUUUUUUUGUAGACCUUCGUGUACAGGAUGGAAAAUUUAAUUGAUUGGUAGCUAAGAAAGGUUGCUCUGCAAGUUUCAAGAGUGAAGUUUAGAAACAGCAGAAUAUGAGGAAAAAGAAUACGCUCAAAGUUGUCUUGUGGCUAAGCGUGCAGCCUGGGGUUGCUACGUCACUGCAGGAAUUCGGACAUCACAAGGGCCAUCGCAUUUAGCAUGGAAUUGCACGUUGCAGUGAGGCCGCCCCUAUUGCGACACGCGCACUAGGAGCAGAUUGCUCUUCCUAAUUUUAGGUACUAUGGCUAGGUUUUCAUGGUCCACAACCUUUUGGCCCUGAUAGUGCAUGAUGCAUACGUGCCAACUUGCUAAAAUCUGAUAGACACAACAAUAAAGGGAGGCGGAAGGAGGGAAUAAUAAAUUUUUAAAAUAUUUGCCCCGAGAGAAAGAGAAAGGUUUAAUGAUACGAAAUGCAGAAAGGUUGGCGUGAGUUUGCCCUGAACACACACACACACACCUUAUCUGGGAUACAUAUGCACUUCAUUAACAAUAAUUUACAUUUAGACAGAGCACACAAGCAGUGGAAAAAUUGGAAAAGCAGAGACUUAAGAACAACACAUUGUUCUUAGACUACGGUGUCUUUUUCAGUGUCUUUGCUUUUGCUGGUUUUACCUGGCUCAGGAACCUGUUUGAAUAAACUUGCUUUAAAGCAAGUA
Molecule: messenger RNA, 8557 nt
Organism: Dermacentor albipictus
Lineage: Eukaryota; Metazoa; Arthropoda; Arachnida; Ixodida; Ixodidae
Source: RefSeq, a predicted model, not a curated record